GGCGGGAGCCGCGGCGUUGCCACAGCCCGCUCAGCGGUGUGAGGGUCGAGGGCCGGAAGGCUGCGUACCUGAGCGGCUGGCCACGCUCGGGCCCGGGCGUAGGCGCAUCGCCCUGGCGGAACCCGCAUAAAUGUUGAAAAUAUUUCCUGUGAUGCAUAUGGUUCCCUGAUUGUGGAAGUGUCCCACAAGCAUCAUUAACAAUAAAACGAAAAGUAUGAAAGACCAUCUGGUUGAGUCUACAAUCUGAAAAUUAUUACAGCCACCAGAAGACUCAGAAUGGAGCUGCACCAAAGCACCACCAUCACUUUCCUUGAGAAAUGGUGUUCAGACAAGUUACCGUUGGGCUGCAGGAGACAUUGUAAUGUCAGGAAAAAACUAAAACUAGUUAGAAUCUUGGGCCUUUUCGUGGGCCUGGUAGCCAUUAGCACUGUUCCAUUUUCAAUCAGUGCCUUUUCUGAGACAGAGACACAGAACACAGGAGAGGCCGAUGGUGCCAGUGGCCCUAUGAUAGCACAAGGCUACCGUCAAAGAACUCUCUUAGAUUUAAAUGACAAGAUUCGGGAUUACACUCCACAACCAACUCUUCCUCAGGAAGGCACAUCUGAGAAUAGUACAGAUCAUGCCCAAGGAGACUACCCUAAAGACAUCUUUUCUUUGGAGGAGCGAAGAAAAGGCGCCAUCAUUCUCCAUGUUAUUGGAAUGAUCUACAUGUUCAUAGCUUUAGCCAUUGUCUGUGAUGAGUUCUUUGUUCCUUCUUUGACUGUCAUCACUGAAAAACUGGGCAUUUCUGAUGAUGUGGCUGGAGCUACUUUUAUGGCUGCAGGGGGCUCAGCCCCAGAACUUUUCACAUCUCUCAUAGGGGUCUUUAUUGCUCACAGCAAUGUUGGCAUAGGCACAAUUGUGGGCUCAGCAGUGUUCAAUAUCCUCUUUGUUAUUGGCAUGUGUGCUCUGUUUUCUAGAGAAAUCUUAAACCUGACAUGGUGGCCGCUCUUUCGGGAUGUGUCCUUCUACAUCGUUGACCUGACCAUGCUGAUCAUAUUUUUCCUGGAUAAUGUUAUCAUGUGGUGGGAAAGCUCGCUUCUCUUAACAGCUUAUGUUUUCUAUGUGAUUUUCAUGAAAUUCAACGUCCAAGUAGAAAGAUGGGUGAAGCAAAUGCUGAAUCGCAAUAAAGUCGUCAAAGUGACAGCACCAGAGGACCAAGCAAAGUCAUCUACAGCCAGGGACAAGGAUGAACAGGCCCUACCGGCAAAGCCACGUCUCCAGCGAGGUGGAAGUUCUGCUUCCCUCCACAACAGCCUCAUGAGGAACAGCAUCUUUCAGCUCAUGAUACAUACGCUGGACCCACUCGCCGAAGAACUUGGAUCAUAUGGAAAACUAAAAUAUUAUGACACAAUGACUGAAGAAGGGAGGUUCAGAGAAAAGGCUUCUAUUCUCCAUAAGAUCGCCAAGAAGAAAUGCCAGGUGGAUGAGAAUGAGAGACAGAACGGGGCUGCCAAUCAUGUGGAAAGAAUCGAGCUCCCAAACAGCACCAGCACAGAAGUUGAAAUGACACCACCAGGUGAUGCUUCAGAACCUAUACAAAAUGGAAAUCUCUCCCAUAAUAUUGAAGCUGCAGAAGCUCAGACUACAGAGACAGCUGAGGAAGAGGAUGACCAGCCUUUGAGCCUGGCCUGGCCUUCAAACACCCGAAAGCAGGUCACCUUCCUGAUUGUUCUCCCAAUUGUGUUUCCUCUCUGGAUUACUUUACCUGAUGUCCGAAAACCUUCAUCAAGAAAGUUUUUUCCCAUCACAUUCUUUGGCUCUAUCAGCUGGAUUGCUGUAUUCUCUUACUUGAUGGUCUGGUGGGCACAUCAGGUUGGAGAGACAAUUGGAAUUAGUGAAGAGAUUAUGGGCCUGACCAUCUUGGCUGCUGGAACUUCUAUCCCUGAUCUUAUCACCAGUGUCAUUGUGGCCCGGAAGGGGCUUGGGGACAUGGCUGUGUCCAGCUCUGUGGGAAGCAACAUUUUUGACAUCACCAUAGGGCUCCCACUGCCCUGGCUCCUGUACACUUUCAUUCACAGAUUCCAACCUGUGGCCGUCAGCAGCAAUGGCCUCUUCUGCGCCAUCGUCCUCCUCUUCAUCAUGCUGCUCUUUGUCAUCCUCUCCAUCGCCCUCUGCAAGUGGCGGAUGAACAAAGUGCUGGGCUUCACCAUGUUCGGCCUCUACUUUGUGUUCCUGGUGGUCAGUGUCCUUCUGGAAGACAGAAUUCUUGUGUGCCCUGUAUCCAUCUAACAGGAAGAGCCAUAUCUUCUUGAACCAACAGCACAGACAGUUCCCUCCCUGCUCUGGGUUCUAGGCUCCUUGACCUCUGGAGAAGAGGCAGCUGACACACAGGCCUGGGUGUUUCCAGAGUCCCUCCUUGGCGGAUCAGAGGAGGUGCAGAUUUUACACUGGGCCCAUCCAUUUCACAGGCUGCUUCUGCCUUGGUGUACUGAAGCAGCUUCAUGCAAGAGACCAAAAGAACCAUCCAUCCAUUCGGGGCUUCUCUUUAUUCACCACUGACAGGUACUCCUCGCUGGUCGGAGGUACAUUUGUUGUAAUUAUGCAAACAACAAUGGAGGUGAUAUAUCUAUAUUCAUAUAAAAUAUACAUAUUAUAAAUAGAUGCACAUGAAUACCCCCUUGCCUGCACCUGUAUUAUACUCCCUUGCCAUACCUAUAGAGUUAUAUAUACUUGUAAACAGACACAAAGAAAGAAAAUUAUAUAUAUAUACAUAUAUAUAUAAUCAGAUCUAUCUAUGUAUAUAUAUAUACAUAUAUAGAAAUACAAAUGCAUCUUUUCAGGGAUAGCUCUAGUGUAUUUAUAGUACCUAUUUGAAGAGGGGCAUCAACCUUCAAUUUGAGCUUUACCUUUUACUUACAAGAGAUGAACUAAUAGAGCUGCUGCUGUGACCUUCAGCCUACCUUGGAUAAACUGGGAUCUUGCCCAGUAAAGUGAAUGUUUUAAGGAAACAGGUCACAGGAGGAAGGGCUUGGUGGACAGGAUCUGUAGAGACCUUGAGUUGAAUAAUCCCCACCCCCAAUGUUCCCACAGACCAAGCUGGGAAGAUUAUUUGCCCACCCCCCAAUGGGGUACAAUAACUGCAACUCACAGGGUUAUUUGAGAUUGACAAAAGUAACACCCACAUUAAAUGGAUACUUGUUUGAGGGCUGGAGAAAGUGACCAUGGUUAGGGAUUAUUAUUAUUAUUAUUAUUAUUAUUAUCCCAGCAUGCAAGUAGAAAAUAUGACUGCAAAUCAAAUUAGCACUCUUCUAGGAGAGCAAGACUAUAUUAACUGAACCUAUAUUGUUCCAAUGCAUGUCCCAUUAUCAUCAAAAGAAGGGGGCAGGUUUAGCAGUGACUGUCAUUUAGACAUAUUUUAAUGCCAAGGAUUCAUGUGUAGUGAGAAUUCCUGUCAAGAGAGCCUGUCAUAAGAAAUACCCUUGUGGAGAGGACUCAAUGAAUCUUAGCUCCCGUUGAGAACAUAAGGAUAGAAUUCUUGAAAAGCAGUCUUCAGUGUGGUCACAAACAACUUCAGUUACGGAAGAAAUAAUUGUUCCUCCAGUAGAACUAAACUGACUUUGGUCACUACUGCUUGGGUUGAGACAGCUUGCAGAUGGUUGGGAAGGCAUUUACACAUUCAGGCAACCCCAGGAUGGUUCCAGAGUCCUAAGUCUAGUAGUAUCAGGACCAGGACUUAACUAAAGCUCAUCCCUUAUCUGGGAUACUUUCUAGCUUAAAGAAUUUUUCUGCAGCUUCUUUACACUGGUUACAAGCCAGGGACUCUAAGGUACUGACUUCCUGAUUAUGUCCAGUAUUCAUGGGCUAUUUUCAUUUCAUUCAUUCAGUGCCCCACUACCAUAUCCUAUUUGACACUUUAAAAAAAAAAGAUUUUAUUUACUUAUUAAUAAGAAAGAUAGAAGGAGAGAAAGCAAGUGAAAGAACCAGACAUCACUCUGAUACAUGUGCUCCCAGGGAUUGAACUCAGCACCCCACACUUGGGAGUCCAAUGUUUUAUCCACUGUACCACCCUCAGAAUACCUAUUUGACAUUUUGUAUGAUUUCUCAGUUGUGUUAGUAGAAAAUAAAGCCAGCAAAAGAGGAAGGGGAAAAUCAUGCAAGCUAAAUUACUGAAAAUAAUGUGGAUUUUUUUUUCAUUUCCACAAACCAUGCUUUCUUUAUAAUCAGCUGGAAAAAGUCGAUGGAGUUUGGCCCAUUACGCUCUACCUAUCUUACAUUUGAUUUGGCCACACCAGCCCCAGAGAACACUGGCAUAUACAUUAUGGAGUCAUAGGUGCCCAUUGUGAUCUUGCUGUGUACAUACCUCCUGACACAGGAGAAACAGGACCACACAACCAUCACAACCAGUAGGGAGGAAGGGAGACUGACAGCCCCAGACAGAGUUCAGUAUUCCUUCUGCAGAACCUCCGGUCGCUCCAUGAGUAUGGCAAUAAAAGACAAUGUUCACCACU
Erinaceus europaeus (western European hedgehog) is the source of this 4490-nucleotide messenger RNA. It is a transcript of the gene SLC24A2, whose product is annotated as solute carrier family 24 member 2. The record is from RefSeq and is a predicted model, not a curated record. The coding region runs from base 277 to 2271 and encodes 664 amino acids. The transcript is spliced from 11 exons. Gene Ontology annotation, biological process: long-term synaptic potentiation; long-term synaptic depression; intracellular calcium ion homeostasis. Gene Ontology annotation, molecular function: calcium channel activity; calcium, potassium:sodium antiporter activity. Gene Ontology annotation, cellular component: membrane. NCBI's taxonomy places the organism in Eukaryota, Metazoa, Chordata, Mammalia, Eulipotyphla, Erinaceidae.